AUGGGGAAUUGCCACACCGUUGGACCAAAUGAGGCCCUGGUGGUUUCAGGUGGCUGCUGUGGCUCAGAUCAAAAAACCUAUGUGGUGGGAGGCUGGGCCUGGGCCUGGUGGCUCAUCUCCGACAUCCAGAGGAUAACGCUUGAGAUUAUGACCCUGCAGCCCAAGUGUGAGGAUGUAGAGACAGCGGAGGGUGUAGCUAUUACUGUCACUGGGGUGGCUCAGGUGAAGGUGAUGACGGACAAUGAUCUACUGGGAUACGCCUGUGAACAGUUUCUUGGCAAAUCUGUCAUGGAGAUCAAGAGCGUCAUCCUGCAGACGCUGGAAGGGCACCUCCGUGCUAUACUCGGUACCUUAACUGUUGAGCAGAUUUACCAAGACCGUGACAAGUUUGCUUCUCUGGUCCGAGAGGUUGCGGCGCCUGAUGUUUGCCGGAUGGGCAUUGAGAUCCUCAGUUUUACCAUCAAGGAUGUUUAUGAUAAAGUGGAGUAUUUGAGUUCACUCGGGAAAACUCAGACGGCAGCUGUGCAGAGAGAUGCUGACAUUGGGGUGGCAGAGGCGGAGAGAGACGCUGGUAUCCGGGAAGCUGAAUGCAAAAAGGAAAUGAUGGAUAUUAAGUUUCAGGCUGACACAAAAAUGGCUGAUUCCAAACGAGAACUGGAAAUGCAAAAGGCUUCCUUCAAUCAAGAAGUUAACACUAAGAAAGCAGAGGCUCAGCUGGCAUAUGAGCUGCAGGCGGCCAAAGAGCAGCAGAAGAUUCGUCUGGAGGAGAUUGAGAUCGAGGUGGUGCAAAGGAAGAAGCAGAUCACCAUUGAGGAGAAGGAAAUCGACCGCACAGAGAAGGAGCUGAUAGCCACUGUGAAGAGACCAGCGGAGGCAGAGGCCUACAAGAUGCAGCAGAUUGCUGAGGGACAGAAGAUCAAGAAAGUGCUGACUGCUCAGGCUGAAGCUGAGAAGAUCCGCUGCAUCGGUGAGGCUGAAGCCAACUCCAUCGAGGUUGUGGGUAAGGCAGAGGCCGAGAAGAUGAGGCUGAAGGCAGAGGCGUAUCAGCAGUACGGAGACGCUGCCAAGACUGCCCUGGUGCUGGAGGCACUGCCCAAGAUUGCUGGUAAGGUUGCUGCACCACUGGCCAAGACUAAUGAGAUCAUCAUCCUGAGCGGAGAGAGCAACCGAGUGACUGGAGAAGUGACCCGCCUCUUAGCUGAACUCCCCGUGUCUGUGAAUGCACUCACUGGUAUAGACCUGACCAAGAUGCCGCUGCUGCAGAAGAUGACUGGUGCGGCUGCAGUUUGA
Messenger RNA from Knipowitschia caucasica, 1290 nucleotides. NCBI's taxonomy places the organism in Eukaryota, Metazoa, Chordata, Actinopteri, Gobiiformes, Gobiidae. The record is from the annotation of a GenBank genome assembly.